Entrophospora candida is the source of this 1671-nucleotide messenger RNA. The record is from the annotation of a GenBank genome assembly. NCBI's taxonomy places the organism in Eukaryota, Fungi, Glomeromycota, Glomeromycetes, Entrophosporales, Entrophosporaceae.
AUGGCUUUACGUGUACCAAAGAGUAGUUAUCCUCAAUUGUUUAAAGAUGGAUACAAGAAUAUACAAGGAGUUGAUGAAGCCGUUUUAAGAAAUAUUCAAGCCAUUCAUGAAUUAACCGAGAUUGUUAGAACUUCAUUUGGCAAAAAUAAAAUGGUGAUUAAUCAUCUUGAGAAACUUUUUGUUACAAAUGACGCUACUACAAUUAUUCGUGAAUUAGAAGUUGUACAUCCUGCUGCGAAAUUAUUGGUGAUGGCUAGUCAACAGCAAGAGCAAGAGGUAGGAGAUGCUACAAAUUUUGUAAUGAUUAUGGCAGGAGAAUUACUUCAAAAAGCAGAAUAUUUAUUAAGAAUGGGUUUACACCCAAGUGAAAUCAUUCAAGGUUAUGAAAUUGCUAGAGAUAAAGUUUCAGAGAUCUUGCAAGAAUCUGUAAAAGAUUUGAAAUCACCAAAAGAAUUAUCAAAAGCUGUCAAAACUACAAUAUCAUCAAAACAAUAUGGCAACGAAGAUAUACUUACACCAUUGGUAAUUGAAGCUGCACAUCUUGUAAUGCCAAAAAAUCCUCAAAAUUUCAAUGUUGAUAAUAUUAGAGUGGUGAAAGUUAUGGGUAGCAGUAUUCAUGAGAGUAGGGUGGUCAAGGGUAUGGUAUUUGGUCGUGAACCAGAAGGAAUUGUACGUAAAGUUAAUAAUGGAAAAAUCGCUGUCUUCACUUGUUCUUUGGAUUUGACACAGACCGAAACAAAAGGUACGGUUUUGAUUCAUAAUGCUAAAGAAAUGUUAAAUUUUACUAAAGGUGAAGAACAUCAUAUGGAAAAGGUAUUUAAAGAAUUGGCUGAUGCAGAUAUAAAAGUGGUAGUAACAGGAUCAUCAAUCGGAGAAUUAGCAUUACAUUAUUUGAAUCGUUUUAAUAUUAUGGUGGUUAAAGUGUUAUCAAAGUUUGAUUUGAGAAGAUUAUGUAAAGUUUUAGAUGCAAAUGCAUUGGCCAGAUUAGGUGUUCCUACACCAGAAGAGAUGGGUUAUUGUGACAUUGUAGAAACUGUUGAAAUUGGUGGUGAUAGAGUCACUGUUUUUAGACAAGAAAAUGAAACAACUAAAACAGCUACAAUAAUUAUUCGUGGAGCUACACAAAAUCAUUUGGAUGAUAUUGAGAGAGCUAUUGAUGGCGGUAUUAAUAUAGUUAAAGCCAUUGGCAGAGAUAAUCGUUUAGUUCCUGGUGCUGGCGCAACUGAAAUGGAAUUGCUUAAACAAUUAGUCACAUUUGAAAUUUUUCCAAGAACGAUAGCAGAAAAUUCUGGAUUAGAUGCUACAAAAGUUUUAGCAAAACUUUAUUCCAUUCAUUAUAAUGCUGAUAUUGCUGCUGGUACUACUACCACUAAGACAACAAAAGGAAGUGAUACAACAAUAGAUGAUGUUGAAGGUUGUAAAGACGAAUCACAAGAUGCUAAAAAUUAUAAUCGAUUGAUAGGUGUAGACAUUGAAAAUGAAGAAGAUGGUGGAGGUGUUUGUAAUGUCGUGGAGAAAGGAAUUUUAGAUUGCUAUGCUAGUAAAUUGUGGGCCAUUAAAUUUGCUACUGAUGCUGCUUUAACUGUGUUAAGAGUUGAUCAGAUUAUCAUGAGUAAACCAGCUGGUGGACCUAAAGCACCAAAACAAAAUCCUAAUUGGGACGAAGAUUAA